Molecule: messenger RNA, 1121 nt
Organism: Aspergillus nidulans FGSC A4
Lineage: Eukaryota; Fungi; Ascomycota; Eurotiomycetes; Eurotiales; Aspergillaceae
Product: putative mitochondrial carrier protein (Rim2)
Exons: 3
Coding region: 1-1056 (351 amino acids)
Biological process (GO): nucleotide transport
Cellular component (GO): mitochondrial inner membrane; membrane
Molecular function (GO): pyrimidine nucleotide transmembrane transporter activity
Source: RefSeq, a predicted model, not a curated record
AUGCAGGCCAUGCGCAACGACUCGAAAGACGCAGCUCUGAACGCUGCUGUACCGGAAGGGCCGAUCUCUCCUCCGCAAGUGCAGCAGACAAACAGUUCAUGGACGCACUUGGUAGCUGGCGCCGCUGGCGGCAUGGCAACCGCCCUCCUCACAUCUCCUCUUGACGUCCUCCGAACGCGCCUUCAAUCCGACUACUACCGCUCCCAGCUCAAAUCCACCACAACUUCCUCACACGCUCGCUUUUCCCUCGCCCGUUCCUUCAUUCAGCAUUUUAGCGAAACUUUCGAAAUUCUCUUUUCCAUCCACCGCGUCGAAGGCUGGCGCAGCCUGUUCCGCGGCCUUGGUCCCAGUCUCACAGGUGUGGUCCCGGCGACAGCAAUCAAAUUUUACGCAUACGGCAACUGUAAGCGCUUAUACCCGGAGGUCUUUGGUCUGGACAGAGAUGCGACGUCGACACAUGCGCUGUCCGCGGCCACCGCGGGCGUUGUGACAGGGACAGCGACGAAUCCGAUCUGGCUGGUCAAGACGAGAUUGCAGCUUGAUCGGACACAUGUAAAUAGUGAUGGGACUACGAGACCGCCGCAAUAUCGGAAUAGCUAUGAUUGUGUGAAACAGGUCAUUCGGCAAGAGGGUAUUAAAGGUCUUUAUCGGGGUUUGGCGGCGAGUUAUCUCGGCGUUAUUGAGACGACUUUACAUUUGGCUUCGUAUGAGCGGAUAAAGGUCGCUGUUGCGCGACAUUAUGAGCGAAAGGGGAAGACUCAGUCUGGUGAAGUUACGCAGGGCCUGAUUUUGAGUGGGUCCGCGGCUGUAUCAAAGCUUAUUGCUGUGCUGAUUGCUUACCCUCAUGAGGUCCUUCGAACUCGCCUCCGACAAGCCCCGAUGGCCGACGGCCGACAGAAAUACACGGGCGUCCUGCAGUGCCUCCGAUUAAUGGUCAAGGAGGAAGGGUUUGUCGCUCUGUACGGUGGUCUGACCGCGCAUAUGAUCCGGACGGUUCCCUCGGCUGCGAUCACGCUGGGAACGUAUGAGCUGGUGCUCAAGCUACUGAGCGCAUGAUGAUGCACCUCGUAGUAAGACGAUGAAAGACGACAACUGUAUAAUACGACUACUUUAGAUCCUCG